AAGCUCCUCCGGCCCCCUUACGUGUCUGUGUUUCAGCAGUCUGGCCUGCUGCUGCCUGUGCUGUUUCUUCCGUCGUUUCUGUUCUGGUCUUGGUCUGGUUCUUGCUCAGCACCCUUCUCUGCACACAGCUACCUGUCUCCGAGGAAAGAAGUCUCUCGUUUACACGCCUUCCCUCCACCGCACACAACCAGCCUGGCUUUUGUCCGUCUGCACUCGUUUCGUUGCACUCGCUUUACCUUCUCUCGUUACCUGACCCCGUCGACACUCCCACGGACAAGUCAGCCCCGCUGCUCUAUUUGCUUUCUUCUGCCGUUGAACUUUUCCCCACACCCCAGCCCCCCACUUUGCCUCUGCUACAAUGAAGUUAUCGUCUCUGAUAACGCUGGCCGCCGGUUUCGUUUCUGUCGCAGCCGCACUCCCAGUCAAGCUCCAAAAGAGAAACUCCAGAUGGGACUAUGAGUCGAACGCACUCUACGGUGUCAACAUCGGCGGGUGGUUGGUUCUCGAGCCGUACAUCACCCCCUCGCUCUUCGAGGCGUUUGGCGGCGACGACUCCACCAAGCCCGUCGACGAGUACCACUUCUGCAAGGCGUACGGCCCGGACCAGGCAUCCCAGGUCUUGCAGAACCACUGGUCCACCUUCAUCACCGAGCAGGACUUCGAGGAGAUGGCCUGCUACGGCUUGAACUUUGUCAGAAUCCCCAUCGGCUACUGGGCCUUCCAGACCCUCGAGGGUGAUCCAUACGUCCAGGGCCAGGUCGACUACCUCGACCAGGCGCUAGGCUGGUGCCAGAAGCACAACUUGAAGGCCUGGAUCGACUUGCACGGUGUCCCAGGCUCCCAGAACGGUUUCGACAAUUCUGGCCUCAGAGAUGAAAUCGACUGGCAGACUACCGAGGGCUACGUCCAGGUGACCACGUCCGUAUUGAGUCAAAUUGCCCAGAAGUACUCCGGCGCCGACUACAACGACGUCGUUAUUGGUAUCGAGCUCGUGAACGAGCCUUUGGGACCGGCCCUCAAUGUCGAUGAGUUGGUUGACUACUAUAACGAUGGAUACCAGAUUGUCAGAAACGAAGGUGACGUUCCAGUCAUCAUCCACGAUGCCUUCAUCCAGUUCAACCACUACUGGGAUAACGUCCUUAACACCCAGAUUGACCCAUCUGUUUGGGACGUUAUUCUUGACCACCACCACUACCAAAUCUUCUCCGUUGGCGAGUUGCAAAGAAGUACCGACGACCACGUCUCCUUUGCAUGUAACAUCGGCUGGCAGGAAUCCGGCGAGUAUCAUUCUACUCUCUGUGGCGAAUGGACCGCCGCUCUCACAGAUUGCGCCAAGUGGCUCAAUGGUAUGGCAAGAGGCGCUAGAUAUGACGCAACUUAUGAUAACAGCCAAGCCGUCGGUAGCUGUGAAAAUCUCUAUGUUGCCAACUAUGAUUACUUCACCAACGAGGAAGUCAGAUCCAAAUACAGAAAAUACGUCGAGGCACAAAUGGACGCAUACACUUUUGGAAAGAUGAACGGUUGGGUCUUCUGGUGCUGGAAAACAGAAAACUUGAUCGAGUGGGACUUCAAGCAGUUGGUCUCCUUGAACAUUAUCCCACAACCACUAACGGCAAGAGAGUAUUGGGACCAAUGUGGCUACAUUAAAUAUUGAUCCAAACUUCUCUUUGUUUCUUUUUCUUUUCUAUCUUCCCCGUUGCAACCCUCUGCACUUAUAUACCUUCAAGGGUUCACUUUUAACGUCUUUUUCUACGGUUUUCACCUUUUUUUCUUUGUCACAAUUAUCCAACCACCAAUUCCUGUUUUCUUUACGUAGAUACGAGUGACUGACUUUGCCCGCUCCAAAAUUUGUAUAAUACAUAAAUAAUUAAUUAUUAGAAUAACAAUAAAUUUACUGUCA
Molecule: messenger RNA, 1900 nt
Organism: Pichia membranifaciens NRRL Y-2026
Lineage: Eukaryota; Fungi; Ascomycota; Pichiomycetes; Pichiales; Pichiaceae
Exons: 1
Coding region: 359-1654 (431 amino acids)
Biological process (GO): glucan catabolic process
Cellular component (GO): extracellular region; cell surface
Molecular function (GO): glucan exo-1,3-beta-glucosidase activity
Source: RefSeq, a predicted model, not a curated record